Messenger RNA from Penicillium oxalicum, 312 nucleotides. RefSeq lists its product as uncharacterized. Gene Ontology annotation, biological process: mitochondrial respiratory chain complex IV assembly. The coding region runs from base 1 to 312 and encodes 103 amino acids. The record is from RefSeq and is a predicted model, not a curated record. Gene Ontology annotation, cellular component: mitochondrion; mitochondrial inner membrane. Lineage: Eukaryota; Fungi; Ascomycota; Eurotiomycetes; Eurotiales; Aspergillaceae. The transcript has 2 exons.
AUGAUUUCCAACAUUCUCCGCCGCCUUCAGGGUGGGAACCUGGAGGUUUUCAAGUUUGGCACAUACGUGCUCUUCCCCAUCGGCUGGAUGUACUACUUUGGCACGAAUCUCGAUGAUCGGUUCCACGUGAAGAAUUUCUGGCCCACCGCCGAGCAAUCACAUAAGAUUCCGCUGGACAAGGAGGAGAUUGACAAGGAGCUCGCUCGUAUGAGAGCGCUCGAUGCUCUGCGGAAAGAACGGCGAGAGAAAGAGCAGGCUGCGCAAGCGGCUCAGGCGGACGCAGCAACACAGCAAUCCCAAACCGCUCAAUAG